Molecule: messenger RNA, 2995 nt
Organism: Cygnus atratus (black swan)
Lineage: Eukaryota; Metazoa; Chordata; Aves; Anseriformes; Anatidae
Gene: RLIM
Product: ring finger protein, LIM domain interacting
Exons: 4
Coding region: 255-2039 (594 amino acids)
Biological process (GO): ubiquitin-dependent protein catabolic process; random inactivation of X chromosome; protein ubiquitination
Cellular component (GO): nucleoplasm; cytoplasm
Molecular function (GO): ubiquitin protein ligase activity
Source: RefSeq, a predicted model, not a curated record
CGGGGCCUUUAACAGCGAAAAUAACGCAGUGGAGGGGGAGAACCUGCUGCUCCCCGCGGGGGGGGUUGUGCUCCCCCCUCCGGGCAGGGCUGGGGGCUCUGCGCCCUCCGGGCGGGGAGGAACGGGGAGUUGGUCCCUUUUUGGAGGGGGAGCGGUUGCAGGCACUGCCUGGGGCCUCGCCGUGCUGCUCAGUGCCUUGUUCAGCAGCCCCAGCCCUUCAGGACCGUGUCCUCGAUACUCUUCCAUUUGUCAAGAUGGAGAGCUCAGAUUCUAGUGAUAAAGGAAAUAUCGAUCAAUCCGAAGCACGUCAGAGUCAGCUAGAUCGGUUAGAUCGAGAAGAAGCUUUCUAUCAGUUUGUAAACAACCUGAGUGAAGAGGACUACAGGCUUAUGAGAGAUAACAAUUUGCUAGGAACACCAGGUGAAAUUACUGAAGAAGAGUUGCUGAGAAGGCUACACCAAGUUAAAGAAGGUCCGCCACAGCAAAACAGUGAUGAGAAUAGAGGUGCAGAGUCCGCAGAAGAUGUUUCAAAUGGAGAUUCUAUAAUAGACUGGCUUAAUUCAGUCCGACAGACUGGAAAUACUACACGAAGUGGGCAACGAGGAAACCAAUCUUGGAGAGCAGUGAGCCGGACUAACCCAAAUAGUGGUGACUUCAGAUUCAGUUUGGAAAUAAAUGUCAACCGUAAUAAUGGGAACACAAAUCCGGAAACUGAGAAUGAGCCAUCUGUAGAGCCUUCCAGUGGGGAGGAUUUGGAAAACAGCCAAAGUGACUCUGAAAUUCCAAGGUCUGAAUCACCGUCUGUAAGGCAGCCUGGAUCAGAAAGGGGCACUUCAGAGGAGCUAACAACUGAGGAAGCCUCUCCUCCUAGAGGGCAGAGGAGAGCGAGAAGUAGGAGCCCAGAACAGCGGAGGACACGGGCUAGGACUGAUAGAAGUAGGUCACCUAUUAAUCCAGUGAGUGAGGCUACUCGCAGGUCUCAUCACAAUACAUCAUCUCAAACGCUUGACCAUUCCUCGGUGAGUGAAGCUGAGGGAAGCUCUAGAACUAGGCAGCAUGUGACAUUAAGGCAGCAUACAGUGGGGACUGAGAUGCCAAGUGAAAACGCAGUUCUGUUUUCAGCCCCUGAAACAAGACCUGUUCCUCAAGCAGCAGGUUCUUCAGAAACUAAUGGUGCCAGUGAGUCUGCAACUCCUGGGCAGAGGCCUCCUACCAUAGUGCUUGAUCUUCAGGUGAGAAGAGUUCGUCCCGGAGAGUAUCGGCAAAGGGACAGCAUAGCCAACAGAACUCGGUCCCGGUCCCAGACCCCUAACAACACGGUCACUUACGAGAGCGAACGGGGAGGGUUUAGGCGCACGUUUUCACGUUCAGAACGGGCUGGAGUGAGAACUUACGUCAGUACCAUUAGGAUUCCUAUUCGUAGGAUCUUAAACACAGGCUUGAGCGAGACUACAUCAGUUGCUAUUCAGACUAUGCUGAGGCAGAUAAUGACAGGCUUUGGAGAGCUGAGUUACUUUAUGUAUAGUGAUAGUGAUGCAGAUCCUAGUGGCCCAACUCCAAAUCAGAACGUGGAUGCUUCCGAGCCACAGAAUGGAGGUGGUGGUAGUUCAAGCAAUGAAAGUACGGAUGUUAGCUCAGGGGAGGUGUACGAAGGUGGUAAUGAAGGUGGUUCAACAUCUGGUGCCAGACGGGAAGGUCGCAAUACAAGAGGAUCGGUCACGUUUGAAGAAAGUGGUUCUCUACCAUUCCUUAGCCUAGCACAAUUUUUCCUACUAAAUGAAGAUGAUGAUGACCAACCAAGAGGACUCACCAAAGAACAAAUUGACAACCUAGCAAUGAGGAAUUUUGGUGAGAGCGAUGCUCUGAAAACCUGUAGCGUGUGUAUUACAGAGUACACCGAAGGCAACAAGCUUCGGAAACUGCCUUGUUCUCACGAGUAUCAUGUCCACUGCAUCGAUCGCUGGUUAUCAGAAAAUUCCACUUGUCCCAUUUGUCGCAGAGCAGUCUUAGCGUCUGGUAACAGAGAGAGUGUUGUCUAAAUGAGAUCUGAAUUUAUGGCCGAGCAGCUAGUGUAAUAGUGAUGGGCAAAGAAGUCACUUCCUUUAUGGCCACUUUUUGAGUGGUACCUCAUUGUAUAGUAAUGACUUGGAGUGAAUCUUCCCUCAUGAGAGCAUUUUCUCUGAAUUCAAGCUUCUAAAAUUGUAAAAUUAAUUAGGGGUUUCGAGAUCUAGCCAGUUUGUGUGAUUAAAUUUCACUUGUCCAAAGACGCCUAUCCAUUUAAAAAUACUUUUUUCUUUAUGAAGUUCUAGCCCCUUCCUUCCCUCAGUCCAAUAAACAUUUUGUCCUAAAGAUUGUGCUUAUGAGGAAUCUGAGAAGUCAUCCCAGCUUAAUGUACAUGAGUGGUAGAUGAUUUUUUGCAAAAAAUCCAACUGACUGAAAAAAAAAACACGAAUUUAAUUGCACACUUGAACAUACUUUUAAUUUUCAUACUGGGUUAAUAUUGGACAUGUCUGUGUAAAUAACACUAAUGUUAGCCCUUUCCCCAUCACUAUGGCACGCUGUAGGAUGAGCUGUUAGCUUAAUUGGGAUAUUUAUCUUGUUGUGGAAAUAUAAGAAUUGCCUAUGCUUGUUUAAAUAAAAAAAAAUCUGUUUUAAAAUUGUAAAGCUUUUUUGUAGAAGCUCAGUACUUUUCCAAUGCACUGUUGUACUAACGCAUUAAGAAUUAAAAUUGUACCAUGCUUAGAAAUCGAGAAUGCUUUUCAUACAAAACCCACCACACAGAGAGCAAACUAAAUACAAGAGAGCUGCUUUUGUAACUGUGUGCCUGUCAAGAGCAGUGCAUAUCUGUACUAUUUAUGUGAAAAGCUACUGUAAUAUAAAAACAGUUGAAUUAGACAUCUUAAUUGCAUUUAAAAAAUGGAAAUUAAAUGUUUAUAAUUGCAGUGUUUUGGCUCAGUAAUGCCACCCAAAAAGAUGAUAAAAAUUAGAAACUGUU